UGGCCAAACCCGGACAGAGCUGGGCCAAUUGUGCACCGCCCUAUGGGAUUCCCAAUAACGGCCAGAUGUGAUACAGCCUAGAUUCGAACCAGGGAUUGAAGACUGAGAUGCAGUGCCUUAGACCACAGCGCCGCACAUAAACAUAUUACCACUUAACUACACUAUUAAACCCACUUAAAGCUGUGACAUACUGCAGUGUAUCACAGUUAUUUUCAACCACAAUAAGGUUGGAGUAAGGAUAGAGAUCCCCCCUGCUAUGAUGGGGUUGCAGAGGAAGAGAGUGUGGGACCAAAAGUGUUACUAUGACUAGAAACAGCCAGGCCAGAGCUAACAUGGGUACACUGACCCCAAAAACGAAAGCCCUUAACCAUAAGUGAGUACACUGUGGCCAUACCCAUAAGGGAGGGGGAUACAGGAACUAACCCCUCCACUUGAUUCUGGGCAGAUGCACCAAACAGUACCAGCCCCACGGUUGUGUACAACACCCCUCCCUGUGUUGAUAGAGAGCAGCUGAAACAUGAGGAGGAACCAAACAGUGCCCACAGUCUUCUCAAUCCCACCACAGAGGAUCACCAGAACCCCAAUGCUGAGGAGUAUCUGGGUCUCUGUCUGGUGGUGGAAGGAGUAUGUGAUGAGCUUGUGUACCGCAAAGGAAGAGGAGAAAGAAAGAUGGAUCGUAAUGAUGAGAGAAUCAAAAGAGCUUUAAGACGCCGUCCUUAUGUGUUGAAACCAGUGAGGGUGAACACCCCUGAUUCCGUGUUGUGGCCAACCGGCAAGGUGCACAGAAGGCCAAAGCCUUCUAAUUCAGUGCAGACCCCUCAGAUCCACAAAAGGCCUCCAAUCAUUGUGAGCUAUGGGCAGGACCAGACAUCUGGGGAUGGAUGGAGCAUCAAUCCAGAGCCUCUCAGCCAGUCUGGAAGGGUGACUCGGCUGAUAGAGAGAAAAUAUGAUGAUGUGAUCUCAUCCUCCAGUUCUGAUGACUUUUCCAUCUACUCCUUCACUGACUGUGAAUCUGAGUGUGAUGAUGAGGAUCAUGAAAGGAGGACCCCAAAGCUGAAAGUUGAGAAUGGAAAGGUGACAAAGCUUGAUGUGAGGGAUAUGGAUGAGGAUGAUCUGUCUCUCCACUCCUUCGAUGAGUCAGACUUCCUGAGCCCAGGGAAGGUCUCAGGUCCUGUAUCUGUCAAGAAUGGCCUCUCUCCUCUUGUGAGCUCAGCACACCGGACCCUGGCUGAAGCCCUACGGGCCCUGCCCUCUGCUGUAGGCUCUCCCUACCCAGUAAAUGUUCCAAGGCCUCGGACUCCUCUCAACCCUGUCAUUAUCGCUCCGCCCCGAACAGAGAACUUCCCAUACCGCCACAGCCCUCGCCUGGCUCCCAUCACCAACCUGAGCGAGACCGGCAGGAAGCUGCUCCAGGAAAUGGCUGGAGUGGCCCCACAGGAAGGGAAGGUCAAUAAGAAAAAGAAGGGCAAGGCCAAAAAGGAAUUGAAGCAAGAGAAGGCUAGUAAGACGCAACAGAUGGGAAAUGUUGGAGAAAGUAAGGAGGAGGACAAGAAAGAGGAAAAGAAGAGUCUGAGGAAGAGAGAUGGAAAUCUACACCUGUUUAGACCUUGGAGGAUAUGGCUUCAGAUGAAAGACAGCAGAGAGAUGCAGAACGUAAAAGCUUCAAACACUGUGAUAUGCAAAUGUAGGACCAUUGUACACUGAAGUGAAGCAUGCAUCUGGUCUGAAGCAUGUCAAAAGAGUAGAAAUUAACUGGGACUGGAGGAAUACAUCACAUUUAAACUAAAUUAGCAUGUAUCUGAUUUAGCUACACUCAUCUGUACUUGAAUUGUGCUGUUUGAAACGUGUAUUUCCAAUAAAGCUUUUUAAAUUGCA
Molecule: messenger RNA, 1875 nt
Organism: Oncorhynchus keta (chum salmon)
Lineage: Eukaryota; Metazoa; Chordata; Actinopteri; Salmoniformes; Salmonidae
Exons: 10
Coding region: 670-1704 (344 amino acids)
Source: RefSeq, a predicted model, not a curated record